AUGGCACGAGGGUUUACACGAGAAGAGGAGAACCUGAUCGAAUCGAAUACGAUGAGGAGCGACGGAGGAAAUUGCGGCCUCGACAAGCGACAAGCUGGUGACAAUUCGUACGGCGAUGAGCCAUCUCUACCACCUACACUGGCGCCUUACAUUUCUGUCGAAGCGACCACUCUCAUGGCAGUUCCCGAGGAAGAGCCACAACCUGUCGUCAAUGCGUUACCAGCUGCUUCAGCUACAGUCGUCGAUUCAGGCUACCGGGCAAAACGACAAGCUGGUGACAAUACAUAUGGUGACGAGCCUGUGGUACCAACUCAAAUGACUUACAGCGAGAGCGAGUUGACUACUUUAGCGGCUGCUGUUCCUGAAGAGGAGGCAGCAGCUGUUCCAGUAGCUGCACCUGCAGAAAUAGCAGCACCAGUUGUAGAAUCUGGAUAUUAA
Molecule: messenger RNA, 438 nt
Organism: Cooperia oncophora
Lineage: Eukaryota; Metazoa; Nematoda; Chromadorea; Rhabditida; Trichostrongylidae
Source: the annotation of a GenBank genome assembly